This is a messenger RNA of Papilio polytes (common Mormon), 1449 nucleotides long. Its product is annotated as odorant receptor 13a-like. Gene Ontology annotation, biological process: detection of chemical stimulus involved in sensory perception of smell; sensory perception of smell. The record is from RefSeq and is a predicted model, not a curated record. The coding region runs from base 166 to 1413 and encodes 415 amino acids. Lineage: Eukaryota; Metazoa; Arthropoda; Insecta; Lepidoptera; Papilionidae. Gene Ontology annotation, molecular function: odorant binding; olfactory receptor activity. Gene Ontology annotation, cellular component: plasma membrane. The transcript is spliced from 10 exons.
UGACAGAAAUUACGUAUUGUAUUUAUCAGAAAAUAUCCAACCGUAUUCCGUUAUGUCAAUACGAAUGUAAACAUGAAAUAUUUGCACUAAAGGCUUUUAAAUAUACAUUUGUGUAUGUUUAAACUGUGGACAUAACGUAGGUAGUUUUAUUGAUGAACGUAAGCAAUGGACGUGUUAAAAUUUGCAUGGAUAAAACUAACACCGACCCAAGCUUUGAAGUCGUGCGGGAAAUUGGAAAAAGCAUUUUUCGAAACUACAUAUAGACUUGUUUAUAUCACUGGUCUUUCCACAUUCGAAUGUGGUAUUUUCUAUGCUAUUUAUAGUAGAAUUAUUAAAACAAUUAUUGGUUUAUUUAUUUGCGCCGAAAUUUGGAACCUGGUGAGCGAAACGGACAGUCUAGAUGGAAUUAUUGCCAAUAUAAAUGUGACUAUUAUUCAUAUCAUUGCUGUCUAUAGAUAUAGGAAUAUGGCUUCUAAUAAGUUGUUCUACAAGAAACUGGCAGCUUCCACAGAAGUUGCGAACUUCGAUGUAUCGACUAAGGAAAGGAAAAGACUUGUCGAUUUUUGGGCAUCUGAAAACGAGAAGUAUUUGAAAUUACUGCUUACAUUAGGAAUGUGCACGUUAUCUAUAUGGUAUGUCUACCCAUUAGUAGACGGCGUGGAAUACAAUCUGGUUGUAACAAUGCGGCUGCCCUAUGACUUUCGGAAUCCCACCCUAUAUCCUCCUACUUACCUCGCAACGGUUCUGGCUUUCAAUGAAAUAGGAUUCUUCGUUAUGACGAAUGAUAUAAUAAUGCAAGCACAUUUGAUACAUCUUAUCUGCCAAUACGCUGUGCUAGCGAACUGUUUUGAGAACAUUGUGACGGAUUGUUCUUACAAAGAAAUAAACAAACGAUCAAGAUAUAAGAAUCUAAAUUCAGAAAAAUUCAAGAUGAAGUAUUUAAAAAGGUUUGACAAUCUUAUAGAUCAGCAUAAAUUUAUUUUAAAGAAUUCAAUGAAGCUGAGGAACACAUUGAGUUUGCCGAUGCUGUGUCAGCUCGCCUCCAGUGGUAUGCUCAUUUGUCUUGCUGGAUAUCAAGUUGCAUUGACGGUGAAAAUGAGCAUAACAAAAUUUUUGGCAAGCCUGCUGUAUUUAAGUUACAACGUGUUCGAAUUGUUUAUAUUCUGUCGAUGGUGCGAUGAAAUUAAGUUUCAGAGUGAAAACAUCAGUAAUGCAGUAUACUGCUCUAAUUGGGAGUCCGGUGUCGCGCUCAUGCGAGGAGUUCGUCCAAGGAUUAUGCUCGUUAUUGCACGUGCUCAGAAGUCGCUCGCGCUGUCAGCUGGUGGAUUCUUUGACCUGUCACUUGUCACGUUCACUACGUUGAUGAAAACUUCCUACAGCAUGCUGACUGUUUUGCUUCGCUUUCAAGAUUGAAUACGUCAUUACCUUUCUUUACAUUUUACCAUUUCC